ACGAAGUCUUCGAAGACGGAAGACUUGCUGGCAAUGGUGAAGAAGCUACAGAAAGAGGGAAGCCUGGAGCCACAGAUAGAAGACCUGAUUCAUCGAAUCAAUGAGUUGCAACAAGCAAAGAAGAAGUCCAGUGAGGAGUUGGGAGAAGCCCAAGCUCUCUGGGAGACCCUGCACAGGGAAUUGGACUCUUUGAAUGGAGAGAAAGUGCACCUAGAGGAGGUCUUGAGUAAAAAGCAAGAAGCACUGAGGACCCUUCAGCUGCACAGCCAGAUGAAGUCAAGUGAGGAUCAGAGGUUGCAUGUGGAAGAACAGCUGGAGGAUUUGAUGGGCCAGCAUAAGGACCUCUGGGAAUUCCAGAUGCUGGAGCAGCGACUGGCCUGGGAGAUCUGUGCCCUGCAGAGCAGCAAGGAUCAGCUGCUCAUCGAAGAGAACUCCCUGCGAGCCAAGCUGGAGCUGGUGGGACAGAGGCUGCGUUCGCUGCCGGAGGUCGAGGGUGAGGGCACCCUGGCAGCGAAGGAAGGGCCGAAGGUGGAGCUGGAGAAAUUCGGGGAGCAAGUUCCCACCCAUACCCAGAGCAGCUCAGAGGACGGCGAUGACAGAGGAGAGGUCGGGAGCCAGGGAUGGAGGCGCGGUGGGCAGAGAGGGAGACAGAGGGGAUGAGGAUGUCCCCAGAGCCCCUCGGACAGAGGGUCCGUGGGGAGCAGGCCCCCUGCCCCACGCCGGGUGGUGACGGUGACAGGGCAAACGUAGCUGAGGACCCGCAGCUUCACUCUCUGCACCUGCCUGCCAGGAGGAGGAAGCACCUGGAGCCGCCAGUGGAGCUGGACCUGACGCCCCGCUAGUCCAGCAGGACCCACCUGGUCCCCAGUGAACUUCAAGGCCCACCGAGAAAUAAAGGCAGUGAUUUCAGACAGUCCUCCACCCGCUCGGCUUU
Molecule: messenger RNA, 934 nt
Organism: Phyllostomus discolor (pale spear-nosed bat)
Lineage: Eukaryota; Metazoa; Chordata; Mammalia; Chiroptera; Phyllostomidae
Gene: SYCE1L
Product: synaptonemal complex central element protein 1 like
Exons: 9
Coding region: 34-660 (208 amino acids)
Biological process (GO): synaptonemal complex assembly
Cellular component (GO): synaptonemal complex
Source: RefSeq, a predicted model, not a curated record